Molecule: messenger RNA, 1626 nt
Organism: Fonsecaea erecta
Lineage: Eukaryota; Fungi; Ascomycota; Eurotiomycetes; Chaetothyriales; Herpotrichiellaceae
Exons: 1
Coding region: 1-1626 (541 amino acids)
Molecular function (GO): oxidoreductase activity
Source: RefSeq, a predicted model, not a curated record
AUGGGAUCGAUCAACCCUACCAAGUCAUAUGACGUUGUCGUCGUGGGUGCCGGCUUCAGUGGGAUGUGGCACCUCUAUCACUUGAGAAAAGAAGGCUUUUCGGUCCACGUAUUCGAAGCCGGCUCUGACUAUGGUGGGACUUGGUACUGGAACUGCUAUCCAGGCGCGAGAGUCGACACUGAGAUCCCUGUUUAUCAGUUCACCGAGAAAUCAUCAAUGAAUGAGUGGAACUGGACUCAGCGUUAUCCGGGGCGGGAUGAGAUCCAGCAGUAUUUCCAUCAUGUCAGUCGCAUAUGGGAUCUGGAUCGCGAUACAUCCUUCAAUUCAGAAGUCACAUCGUUGGAGUGGGACGAACCCAAUAAGUCUUGGAUUGUCGAAAUCGGUGGCUCGGGAGAGGUCGUUCGUGCACAGCACAUCAUCAUGGGCACGGGCUUUGCUGCCAAACCAUAUAUUCCAGCGUACAAGAACGUUGACGCUUUCCAAGGCCCGAAGGUACAUUCAGCCAGAUGGCCCAUGGAUAAUAGCAUUGAUGUCAAGGGCAAGAGAGUUGCAGUCAUCGGAACUGGUGCUACUGGCGUGCAACUUGUCCAAGCAAUCAGUAAGGUUGCGUCUCAUCUUACAGUCUUCCAGCGGACACCAAACAUGGCUCUUCCCAUGGGGCAGGGUGACGUUCAGGAGGCCGACAAUCAGCAGCUCAAGGAUGACUUUCAAAAUACCGUGAAGAAAUGCGGGACCACUUACGCUGGCUUCCUCUACGACUUCGAACCGUCAUACGGCCGAGACGCCAGCGAGGAAGAGCGGAAUGCGCUCUGGGAGCGACUCUACCACCGUGGUGGCCUGCAUUUCUGGCUCGGAAACUACCUGGAUCUUUUCGAGGACCGGGACGUGAAUGCCGCCGCAUAUCGAUUCUGGAGGAAGAAGGUGCUCGCCAGGAUCACAAACCCAGAAGCUGCCAAGAUCCUUGCACCAGAACAACCACCUCAUGCUUUCGGAGCUAAGCGUGUGAGUCUGGAGCAAGGAUAUUACGAGUGCUUCAACCGCGACAACGUCACGUUGAUCGACGCGAGCAAGACUGGAAAUCCCAUCUCCGAGUUCACCGCGGAAGGGAUUAUAACAAAAGAUGGAGUUGAACAUAAAUUUGACGUUAUCAUCUUCGCAACCGGCUUUGACGCCAUCACGGGAUCCAUGACCAAAAUAGACAUCCGCGGCAAGGAGGGCUCGAUCCGCGACAAAUGGGGUAAAGGUGUGUAUACGCACCUCGGAAUGACGACCCACGGGUUCCCCAACUUCUUCUUUGUGUACGGACCUCAGGCCCCGACCGCAUUUGCGACCGGCCCCGCGUGCACGGAGACUCAGGGCGCCUGGAUCAUCGAGUGUUUGAAAUUCCUCCGCGAUCAGCACUUGCGGUCAAUCGAGCCUACCCGUGAAGCCGAGACCCGGUGGCGGGACCACGUGAACGACGUGACCGGAAAGAAGCUGUUGGCCGAGGCCGAUAGUUGGUACUUCGGCGGGAAUAUCCCAGGCAAGCCGAAGGAGGCACUCAACUACAUGGCAGGAUUGCCGGAGUAUAGAAAACAAAUCUGGGACAGUGCCAAGUCGAGAUAUUCCGGGUUUACACUUGAAUAG